GCGGCCGCCGCCGCAUCCGGGCCCCGCGCCCCCUGCCGCUCGCGCUCGGCCAUGGCGGAGGCCUCUGUUGGCCGGCAGAGCCCCAGGGUGGUUCCAUACCCAGCCCGUGGCCUAUGUCCUGGAGAUCCCGCCCUUCAGAGCGCUGCAGUUGUGUCAAUGGGCUCAGCUGAUCAUCGACUGAACCUGGCAGAGAUCCUUUCCCAGAACUACGGUGUGAGGGAAGAAAGGGAGGAAGAUGAUACUCAGGAGAAGCAGAAAUCUUUAGAAGAGCUGGAGAAGAGUUUCAGUGCCUCUCAGAGCAGUGAAAUGCCAUUUGAGGAGCUGCUCGCACUGUAUGGCUAUGAGGUGUCAGAUCCCAUCUCGGAGCAGGACAGCGAGAGCAAUGACAUCACUCCCAACCUCCCUGACAUGACUCUGGAUAAGGAACAAAUAGCGAAGGAUUUGCUUUCAGGGGAAGAAGAGGAGGAGACACAAUCUUCAGCUGAUGAUCUGACUCCAUCCGUCACGUCCCACGAUGCAUCGGACUUAUUCCCAAACCAGCCUGGCUCAAACAACUUCCUUGCUGAUGAAGACAAAGAGCCAUGUUCAUCACCAUGUGCUUCCUCCAUGGCUGAGGACUCGGAGGUGGAUUCCAUCCCAUCCAAUGAGUGUAAGAAGGAGAUCAUGGUUGGACCUCAGUACCAGGCCACUGUUCCCAUCCUCCGUUUAAACAGGCACAGGCAAAAAGUGCUUUUUCUGUUAGCCUAUGAGAAUGAAGAUCAGCUGCUUUGGGACCCAAACAUCCUCCCCGAGAGGGAGGUGGAAGAGUUCCUGUACCGCGCUGUGAAGCGGCAGUGGGACGAGCUGUCCAGCACCAGCCUGCCAGAGGGAGAGGUGGUCAAGGACAACGAGCAGGCUUUGUAUGAGCUGGUGAAAUGCAACUUCAAUGCAGAAGAGGCGCUGCGAAGGUUACGGUUCAACGUGAAGGUUAUCAGAGGUGAGGACCCCCCUCAUUUGGGCUCAUCAAGGCACAUGCAACUCUUUCUAGAUUCUGCACAUCUCCCUCAACUCUUUCUUUCUGCUACAGAUGAGCUUUGUGCCUGGAGUGAGGAAGAAUGUAGAAAUUUUGAACAUGGCUUUAGGGUCCAUGGGAAAAACUUUCACCUUAUCCAAGCAAACAAGGUCCGCACGCGGUCGGUGGGCGAGUGCGUGGAGUAUUACUACAUGUGGAAAAAAUCCGAGCGUUACGACUACUUCACUCAGCAGACUCGUCUCGGAAGGAAGAAGUACGUCCUCCACCCUGGAGCCACGGAUUUCACUGACAAUGACCUGGAUGGGGUUGAAGUGGAAAACACGAGUCGUUCUCGGAGCUCCCCACCAAUUCCCUCUGCAGCUGGCUGCCUGGAUGCUCACUUUGGUCAAGAUCAGAUAGCAAUUGAGAGCACAGAGCCCCUGAGCGUGGAGAGCACGGCCUGCAGCCUGGGCAGCAUCAGCGAGUCGGGGCAGGGCUACGAGUGCAGCACCCCCUCGGAGACAAACUGCUCCUUUGACCCCUCGGAGGAGACAUCCUCGGGCGCUGUCCCUGUGCCCUGCCCACGCCACACUGCCACCCCCUCUGAGCCCGAGCUCUUUGCUUUGCCACCCGCGGCACCAGGACUGGCAGAGAAGCAGGAGACCUUGCAGAACUCUGGUGAGGCAAUAACCAUGGACUUCACUCUCCCUGCAGACAUUAACGAGGGGUUGCCUUUAGUUGCUGGCCCUGUGGAUUUGGACAGAGACCCUGAGGCAGUGGUGGCCCCUGCGCAAGUGUCCUUAUCGGUCACAGAUUUCGGUCUCAUUGGCAUCGGAGAUGUAAAUACUUUCCUGACUGCUCAUCAGGCUUGCCCAGCACCUGUGGCUCGGUCAGAGCCUCUGUCACAGUGAGUCACAAAUUUGGCACAGACCCAGCAAGGACUUUGACCUGACUGAGUGAAAUUCUGGAACUUCCACUGUCCUGUAGGGACAGCUUGGAGCUGUUGGUCGGAAUCUGUCUUUCCAUCCUCCUCGAUCCAAGGCUGCAGUGAAACCAAACACCUUUCUGCUCCAGCGUAUCCUGACACAAUUGUGCAAAGUGGUGGCUGGCUUUCCUGAGUGGGGAGGUCCAUCACCCCCCUCCUGCGCUGGCCGUGUGUCACCCUGGGUGAUGCCAGCCUGCUCGGAGAGUCCCUGAGCAGAGGUGCUGUGAGAAGAGGGAUGUGUCACCAUCAUGGUGAGGGUGCAGGCUGGGGGUCUGAGAGCCUGGGAGGGCUGCAGGGCAGUUUCCUGACCUCCUCCCAGCAGCCGUGGCUGGUGACAGGCCGGCACAAGCUGCUUCCCCCUCCAGCAGCCACGUGUCCUGGCACCACCAGCUGCAGGUGGGAGCAGGCCUGGCCCAGCCCUCGGGCAGAAGUGUCAGGUUUUGGAAAGGGAUGCUGUGUGUGCAGCAGCAUCCUGUGCACUCGAGUUCUUCUCACCUUCCCGUGCACUGCUGGGCCAGGGAGAACUUCUGUGGGGACUAACAGGAGUUUCUAGACUCAGAGUGGUGCUGGCCAGGAGCUGUGCUGCUGCUGCUGGCUGGGGAUGACCUGAUCUUCUCUGAGCUGAAGUGCCAGAGGGUAGAAUGCAGGUGAAGAGAUCUGUAACUUCCCAGUUUGUUCCAACAAUUUGUCAGCAGAGGGAGGAGGUUGCUUAGCUCCCAGAUGCCUGGGAUAUGGGUGCUAGCACGGUCCCAGGCAGGGGAGCACAGCAUCCCUGGGCAUCCCUGCCCCUCCCUGUGUCACAGGACAGGCUGUUCUGAGAGGAAAGUGUGACUUUUCUGCCAUGUUCAGGGAGGUGCCAGGUGCUGUGCAGAGCCACGGGAGCCUGUCCUUAGGUGUGCUGGAGUCCAAAGCUGCUUCACUCCCCAGGUGUGUUCCAGGGCUGGGAUUGGCCACUGGCUCAGUGUGUUCUCAUUCUCCUUUUCCCGUGCAGGAAAUGCUCUCCACUCACCUGCUGGGCAAGGCUCUGGUGCAGACAGAGCUGUGGUUCCUCCAGAUGUGUUCCACAGCUGGGAAGGGGCUUGGGUUGAGGGUUUUGGUGGAGACUUUGGGGCUGUGGCUGUGCACUUGGCUCUGCUGGCAGUGGACUUGGCAGGUACCUAAACCCAGGAGGCUGCAUCCUCCUUUUACCUGGCCCUGGGAAGUUGUGCCCAGCCUGCAGCAGGAGCAGGGAAACAGCAUCCAUGGGAUGUCAGGAUUAGACCUUGUCUCACUCCUAAGCCCCAGAUCUGGUUUGUGUGCUUUAGCAGGGGUUUGCUUCAGUGCCCAGCUCUGUGCUGGGAGGUGCUGAGCCCCAGGCACGUGGAGCUGCCUUCACCUGGCUUGGCUUUGUCAGCCAGAUGUGGUGACAGAGGCGUCCCCUGCAGCUGCUCCUGGGAGCAGGAAGCAAACACAGUGCCUGCUCCAUAGUGGAACUGCCCAGGCUGUGGUGCCCCUUUUCUGGGGGUGAGAGGAAGCUCCGUGGCUGAAGGGAGAAGAGGAGGCAGGGUGAGAGCACAGGCAGCCCUCCCAGGGAGGGCCAGGCCUUGGCAUCUCCUCCAUUACUUUUCCUGAAACCAUUUUUUUCUUUUGGUUUAUUUCAAGCCCUAGUGAAAGGAGGGGAGCUGGCUGAGGCAGAAAUCUCUUUAUGUCCUUCAGUGUUGUUUACAGAUUGCAUGGGGUCUUUCAACAUGAGUGCAGCGCUUUUUCCACAUAACUUUGAGGGAGAGGGGUGAAAAAGGCUGGGACAGGGAGGGGGAGGAUGUUUGGUUCUGUUUUUUUUUUUUUUUGGUUUUGUUUUUUUUUUUGGGGUUUUCUUUUUUCCUUCUUACAAAGCACAUUCACUUUGAGCUGCUCCCAAUGCUGGACUCUUUUCUCCCUUACCCCCCAGCCCUACACUGUGAAGUGACACUGCCUUGAAGGCCCCUCGCCGUUAUUUAUUUAAUUAAAAACCUAAUUUGAAAGUGA
Messenger RNA from Taeniopygia guttata (zebra finch), 3980 nucleotides. RefSeq names its product MIER family member 2 (gene MIER2). The record is from RefSeq and is a predicted model, not a curated record. Gene Ontology annotation, molecular function: transcription corepressor activity; histone deacetylase binding. NCBI's taxonomy places the organism in Eukaryota, Metazoa, Chordata, Aves, Passeriformes, Estrildidae. Gene Ontology annotation, cellular component: nucleoplasm. Gene Ontology annotation, biological process: negative regulation of transcription by RNA polymerase II.